AUGUCUUUUUUGAGCGGGGAUAAUAAGGAUAUUGGACAACCUCAGGAAUUAUCUAUUUUUGCAUCUCCUCCUAAUCAAGUAGCUGUUGAAAAAGUAACAUACACGGAAGAACGACCUAUUUCGAAUUUAAUCAAUGAUUCUACCCCCAUAGAAAUAGUUGUUUCUGGAGCUGGAAAUGAUUAUAUAGAUUUAAGAAAAAGUCGUCUAUAUGUCAAAAUGCAAAUUUUAAAAUCAGAUGGAACUAAGCUAGUAGAUGAUGAAAAAACAGGUAUCAUUAAUUUACCGUUGCAGAGUAUGUUUUCACACAUUGAUAUUUACAUGAACAAUAAGCUUAUAUCAAUAAAUUCCAACAAUUAUCCUUGGAAAGCCUAUUUCAAGACGAUACUUUCUUCUGGAAACGAUGAACAGAAUUCACAACUUCAAAGCCAACUCUUCAUGAAAGACGAUGACCCUAUGGACUCUGUGAGUCUCAAUUCAGGUAUAGUUAACAGAAUGCAAUUUACACAAGAUUCAAGAGUAUUCGAGUUAGAAGGAAAUUUAUUGGAAGAUGCACUUCAACUGGAUAAAUAUCUUAUAAGUGGUGUCGAUAUCUACAUGAAACUUUUCAGAUCAAAUGUUCCCUUUCUACUCAUGUCUGAAGAAAUUUCGCCAAGUUACAAAGUCAAAAUUUUGGAUGUGUUUUAUAGAACCGCGAGAGUCAAAUUGGACACGGGAGUUAUAAUGAACCAUCGAAACGAAAUACAAAAAUCACCAGCCCAAUACAUGAUCACUAGAAGUCACGUUAUACAAAAUGUAAUUCCUAAGGGGUCAACUGAUUUUUUUUGGGAUGCAAUGUUUCCGAAAGCUCUUCCAUCAAAAGUAGUAAUUGGGCUAGUUUCCCAAAAAGCUGCAGAUGGAGAUUAUACUGCUAAUCCGUUUAAUUUUCAACAUUUCAACAUGACAAACGUUACUAUGAAAGUGAAUGGCGUGGAGGUUUAUGGGUCUCCAUUGAGUUUGGAUUUUGGAGUAAACAGAAAUUACGCAGCAGCAUACGUUAGACUUUUCGAAAUCAGUGAUAAAUGGCUUAAAGACAUGGGAUUGAACAUAUCAUUAGCAGACUUUGGUAAAGGAUACACAUUCAUUGUGUUCUCUUUAGAUCCAUGUGAUUUUCAGGAAGAUUAUCUGAAUUUAGUGAAACACGGUAAUGCACGCUUAGAAAUCAGAUUCGGAUCGGCUACAUCAGAGAUUAUAAAUUGUCUGUGCUAUUAUCAAUCCCAAGCCAUUUUAACUUGUGACGAGACAAGAGACAUCAAGAUAGUGGAACCAUGA
Molecule: messenger RNA, 1308 nt
Organism: Mytilus trossulus (common blue mussel)
Lineage: Eukaryota; Metazoa; Mollusca; Bivalvia; Mytilida; Mytilidae
Exons: 1
Coding region: 1-1308 (435 amino acids)
Source: RefSeq, a predicted model, not a curated record